Messenger RNA from Penicillium angulare, 294 nucleotides. Its product is annotated as SUMO family protein SMT3. NCBI's taxonomy places the organism in Eukaryota, Fungi, Ascomycota, Eurotiomycetes, Eurotiales, Aspergillaceae. The record is from RefSeq and is a predicted model, not a curated record. Gene Ontology annotation, biological process: protein sumoylation. The transcript has 2 exons. The coding region runs from base 1 to 294 and encodes 97 amino acids. Gene Ontology annotation, cellular component: nucleus; septin ring. Gene Ontology annotation, molecular function: ubiquitin-like protein ligase binding; protein tag activity.
AUGACAGAGAAAGCACCAAGCCCGAAGAUGUCCGAAGGGGAACAAGCUGCCGCUCCCGUGGAGCACUUAAACAUCAAGGUAACCGAUAACAAUAAUGAGGUCUUUUUCAAGAUCAAGCGAUCAACACCUUUGAAGAAGCUCAUGGAUGCUUUCUGCGAUCGUCAAGGAAAGCAACAGGCUACUGUGCGAUUCCUCUUCGACGGCACUCGUGUUCGUCCUGAUGACACACCAGACACCCUUGAUAUGGCUGAUGGCGACACUCUAGAGGUGCACCAAGAGCAAAUUGGUGGUUGA